AUGAAACAAAGUAUCCUUCGUACUCAAUAUUUCAGCGAGAUCGAAUUAGAGAGAAUAAAACCAAAGGCACACAUACUUUGUAGAGAAGUCAAUAAUGCCGGUAAUGACGAAACCAGCGACGAUCAUGGGGAUGGUGAUGACAAAAUUGCCGGUCCUGACGAUGCCAACGAUGGCCAUAGAUAUGCUGAUGACAAGAAUGCCGGCGAUGGCGAUGCCAACGGCGACCAUGAUGAUGAUGACAACGAAAACCAUGACGGUGAUGACAAUAGUGUCGGUGUUGAUGAUACCAACGAUGACCAUGAUGAUGCUGACAACAAUAAUACCGGUGAUGACGAUACCAACGAUGAUCUCGGUGAUGCUGAUGUCAAUAAUGCCGAUGCCAACGACGACCAUGUAUAG
Messenger RNA from Lytechinus variegatus (green sea urchin), 399 nucleotides. RefSeq names its product prostatic spermine-binding protein-like. Bases 1 to 399 code for a protein of 132 amino acids. The record is from RefSeq and is a predicted model, not a curated record. NCBI's taxonomy places the organism in Eukaryota, Metazoa, Echinodermata, Echinoidea, Temnopleuroida, Toxopneustidae. The transcript has a single exon.